Molecule: messenger RNA, 8717 nt
Organism: Scylla paramamosain (green mud crab)
Lineage: Eukaryota; Metazoa; Arthropoda; Malacostraca; Decapoda; Portunidae
Exons: 10
Coding region: 686-1537 (283 amino acids)
Source: RefSeq, a predicted model, not a curated record
UCUUUUCAUACCUACAGUUCAUCAAGCACACACACUCGGCCUCCCCUGAAUGCUUCACUGGCAUUCGGCUGCCAAGAGACGGUCACCAUCUUUUUUUGGGUGACUACCUACAGUCACCCAAAAGGGAAUACAGAUGCUGCAACACUACUGAGACACCAGACAAAUGGAAGACAUACUGUAUUGGCUUGAGUUCAUCAUUGGGUAGAUGACGAUGGGAUAGAGGGUGGCACCAAUGAAGCCAAUCAGACCACCCAAGAAAAGGCUGUACCGCCACCCUCGAAGAAUAGUCAUGAUCUGUGGAGAAAAGGACCAGUGUUACCAAGGUUUCUCCAGUGCGGCAAAGUGGCCAACAUGCCAACUGUCAGUAUGCUUUGUUCUAUCAAGUAUUCGAAUUUAGAGGGGGAAGAAGCUGCUGCCUUGCCAACUCAACUUUCCACCACACACUCGCAUUGGAACAGCUGCAGUAGGUGGCGGCCUCCGGAGAGUGUGUCAGGGCCCUGGGGACAUGACAAGGGUCAUUGUGAUGACUUCCUUGGCUGAAGCUCGCACCACCACCAUCACCACCACCUGAAGGGACUGUUGCCUAGCCACCACCGGGCUUAGAGCCUCGUGUGGGCGCUUCAUCCCCUGGGACCGGAUUACCCUUCCAUUGUUGUUCCCCGUGGGUGAUCCUCCUGCAGGCACAAUGGGGAGGCAAUGUCCUGCCCUCCAUACGGUGCUGCUUCUGGCGUCGGCCUUAGCGAGUGAGGGGCUUCGUCUGCGAGAGUCCGUCAUUCCGCCUUACAAACUCCGCGGGGAGACGGUGGAGCUGCGGUGUGACUACGAGCCCGGCAACUCUUCCAUCUACUCCGUGAAGUGGUUCAAGGAUGACGAGGAGUUCUACCGCUACGUUCCCCGAGACACGCCGCCCUACCACAUCUUCCCGAGAGGCGGCGUGACUCUGGACGAGGAGAACUCGCAACCGGGCCGUCUGGUUCUGAAGCAGGUUGGGUUCAAUACUUCGGGGCAGUACAGGUGUGAGGUGUCGGCGGAGGGUCCCGACUUCAACACGGUGACUGGGCGAGGGAGUCUCCUAGUAAUUGAGCCGCCGACCUCCGGCCCGGUCAUCACUGGAGGCAAAUCGAGGUACCACGUGAAUGACACCGUGGACCUCGUGUGCACCUCCAGCCCCUCCCGCCCCCCCACCCAUCUGUCCUGGCGCAUCAACGGCAGGCAGGCACCACAGAAUAUAGUGUCGAGGGAACGGCCCUACAUGUCCAAAGAUGGCCUCCUGACGCAGAUCUCCCGGCUGGUUUUCGUGGCGCGCCCUUACCAUUUCCAGAGAGGCGUGCUGAGGGUGAAGUGUGUGGCGGAGAUCGGAGCGGAGAGACUAACGCACCACACCACCAUCCCGGAGACCUUCAGGGCGUGGGAGAGGUCCUUCCAGGCCAGCGCGGGCACCAGAAUCGUGUCCUGCCCUGACCCAGUGUUCCUCUUCAUGACAUUCUCCCUCUUCCUCCUCUCCACCUCCACUACCUCCACCUCCACCAUGAGAUGAGGUCCAACCGCCCACUGAGACGGUUUCCCACCUCCUACGCCCACGCCCACACCCGCCCCCAAGCCCGCGCCUCCCAUCAGGGCCCGGUCGUCCUCACAGCAUCGCCCGCAGACACCCUCCUCUUGUAUAGAAAACUUCGCACGCAACAAAACACGAACUGAAGGCGUUUCGUUCAGGCUUCGAAGUAUGUCUGGGUUGAUGCCUUCCUCGCUCUUCCCUCCUCCGUGAAAGAGAAAGAAAUCACCGCCAGCAUAUCCCGAAGAGCUUUCAUUCCGCCUCUGAUGUGAGUGAGUCGUACGCAGUCAAUGUGCAGGUGUAUGUGUAGUGGAGGACAUUCUGAGGGUGUUGUUUGUAAGUCAGGUGUGCUUCAAGAAGAAAAAAAAAAUGUUCUCGUCGGAUGUGUUACAGCUACGGUGUGCGUCUGUGCAAAUAAGGAAGGAAAGAAAAGUGAUGCUACGUUUGUGUUGACGCCAUUGUCUUGUAAUUUAUUAAGUGACAAAAAAAAAAGUAAUUCCACAAAAAUUUAAAUAUCCUUCCCUUUAUUUAUUUAGACGCUGUUCUUCAUACUCCAGUUUUAACCUCCAGUGUUUUCCAAUGAAAGUGCAUUUUUCUCUUGAAAUUCUACACGGAAAAUAACUCAUAUACAAUAAUUGCUCAAAAGACCUUGAAAAAAAGACCCGCAUUCGCAUGGCAGUGUGCACUGUUGCCGCCAGAGGGAAAGAGUGAGUGCGGCAGCGCAUUGUGCGGAUUAUGUGGAGAAAUAAUUAAAUAUCCCACAGCAUGGUAGUGUGGUGAGUUCUUAGUGAUGACUCUAUGGCGGUCCUGUGCCUGACUGCCGGUGCUGCUUCAGGAAAAGGAGCAGUGAAUGCAUUCCAUGUGACCGAGGCAAUAAUAGGAAUACGUUUGUUACUCGUGUGUCUAGGGGUCUGUGCCGCACACCUGUGAUGACUUGAUGACUGAAGACGUUGCGGAGAAUAGAAAAGUUGUCAGUAUAUAUUUCAGUGACUUAAGCAACGUCUGUCAUAGGUGUCCAAGAAUCUGUGCUACACCUUUGUGAUGAUGGAAGAGGACAAUGCUGAUGGAUUAAAAAAUUAAAAAUACGUGUCAAAAAACUGCUUAAUGCUGCCUCGUGAUAUUGGUAAAUGUGCCAGAGUGUGAUAUUGGUUCUGCUUAACAUAAUGAGGACUGUGCGUGCAUUUCGAUGCUGACUAGUUACUGACAGAUAUAAGAAACAAGAUCAUUUGGGCCUGUGUGAGGAAUAAGUACGUAAGCUGACCAUAUCAUGACGAGUUACUAUGAGGAGUAAACGUGAGGAAGGAAUUCUGCCCGAGCCAUGGUAGUGUAUGAUACUGUCGCUUGCGUAUGGUAGUGUUUUUACGAUACUUAGUGUAUGCUGUGCUUUCUCUCCGCCUGUCCUUCGUCUCUCCUAACCAUUCCUCUGAUUUACUGCGACUGUAACACACCCACUGUCACAUAAAAGGAAAUAUUUUGAAAAGACGAAUAAGAGAAAAAACGGUAUGGUCCAAUAAAAAAUAUACUCGGGAAGCUCCCCCUUCUAAAAAACAAAAAAAAAAUACAUACAGGAUAUUGAAAAGCUUAAAGAUGAAAAAAAUAUUCAUAGGCUUUGGAAUAGCUGGUAUUGCAGACAGCAGUAACCCAGUGCCAAUACUUCUACGCUGACGAUUGCAGUACCCAGUGUAUCUCUAAACCUGCUUACAGCUGUCCCUGUGCAAGGCGUCAAUACACGAGUGCUGUCUGAAGGGUGCUAUCUCAUACUCACACCUCAGGAAAACCCCAAGUAGUCAUUAGAGGAAUAUUACUCAAGAUUAUUCAUCUAACCAUCCGGAACCACAGUCUAUAACGAGUUUUCUCCCUUUUUUAUAUGCAGUUGAGUACAAAUUAUCAAAGCAAAGGCUGUUAUUGGUUACACAGACCUGAGGUAUUUACGUAAGUGAAGUCAAAAGGAAAAUAUUAUAUAAAAACACAGUGGUCUGAAUUUUUUUCAAACGAAUUUGUCAUAUCAUCCACGCAGCUACAGCGAAAAUUGAUUAGAAGUUACCCUUUACAUCAAAAGUUACCGUUCAAUCGUUUUUGAUGCAAUUAAGGAAACCUUAAAUACAGCAACAACCACUAACGCACCACACGAGGGGACUUCAUCAAACCCUUAAGAACUAGCGGCAGUUGUUUCCUAUGUAGUGCUCCUGUUCAAUUAUAAAAUAAUAAUAAUAAUAAUAAUAAAAUAAAUAAGCAAAGCAACGACUGCGUCCACACCAGAAAUAGAUUGAUAGAUACUACAACAAUACUGUACUCUUACGUAAAUUUAACUAGAUCAUUGAUUUUUACAUCCAAGAUAAUGCUUUAUCACAAUACUACCAAAUUAUAUAGAGAAUCAUUAAUCGAUUAUAUUAAUUCUGGCACACGCGAGAACAUACGUGUAUGAAGAGGAGCUAACCUGACCACAUCACGAAACUACAACACGCUAUUGACUACAGUGUCAUUGUUGCCUCCUUCCUACCUGCCCCGCAUCAACACGAGAAAAGUAUCAGGGAAACUCAGUGAUUGACCACACAAGACUACAGCCUGCCAUUAACUACGCAGUUUUAUUUUUGUCUCCUCCCUAACUUCGCUGUAUCAAGACGAAAAAUAGACUGUUUUUUUUCUUUCUUUUUUUUUCUUUUAUUCAAGGAAGCAAUUCGUCAAUAUAUUGAGCUGCUCUUGAUGCGCUGUGUAAAUAAUGGCCAGGUAUCGUGAGUAAUAAAGAGUACACGAGUUUAAUUACGUUAUGACCAUCAAAAUCAAUGCUCUCCUGGAAGCCUAUAGAAGGUGGGUGAAAAAUAACUAUUAUGUAGAAUUCUUCAAUACUCCUUGGAAUUUAGGGAGGUGAGGGAAGGUGUAAGAAUUUGAGGAGUGGGGAGGAAUGUGGAGGCAGAGGCUCUUGAGGCGGGGAUGGGAUGGGGGUGAAAGAGGGGGAGUCUAGUCAUGAUAACAGGUGUGUGCAGAGUGCGCCACGCCAGGUAACAAAGGUACUCCCGCUAACAAGGGACUCGAGGAAGGUGUCAACAAAGCCCUCCACAGCAAUAAACACUUCGGCUGAACGGAAUUUCGUUAACUUAUUUAACAGUCAAACAUGAAGCAUCGUCUUUUAUUUUCUGUGUCUGUCUAUAUCGUUAACUCAACGUCAUCUUUAGUCAGAUUUUGAUAAUUGUAUUUUUUUAUCUAUUUAUCUAUUCAUUUAUUUAUAAAUCCAUUCACUUUUCGACCAGUCUGUAUUAAUUACUCAACUUCAUCAGUCAGUAGUCAUUGCAUUGUUUUUUUUUUAUCCACACUCAUUAACUUUAUGAACAUGAGAGAUUAAUUUACUUGUGUAUUAUCUACCACCUAUCAAUCCAUCUAUAGUGCUCACUCAACGCCCUUGUCAAUCAGCAGUUGUUUCAUCCUUUUUCCCUUUUUCUCAGUCUUCUCGUCAGUCAGCGGUCGUGCCAUUCUUUCCCCACCCUCCACACUUUUUUUUUCUUUUUUUUUUUUUUUUUACACCGCCACUCGAUCCCUUCAAGAACAUGAGCGACAGAAACACAGCGCUGGAAAAGACCACGUCGCCACCAGUCGGGCUCUGAGUCUGACUCGCAAAAACAAAGCCUCAGUGGUUCUGUCAGGCAUUUGAACUGUACAGUGUUGCCCCGGUGUGUGUGUGUGUGUGUGUGUGUGUGUGUGUGUAGUUACUGUGUCGAAAGGUGGCGUGAUGUUCAUUCGCGAAUCAUUAUUUUGGGUGAGCGGGUCUUAAUUAUGAUGACCACUAAUACAGGUAAGGGGGGAGCGCCAAUGUUACCUGCUAAUUAAGAAAGAUAAGCACACAGGAAGGGAGGAGGAGGCAGCCCCAAUAACAUCCUACAUAAUUGUCGCAAAUUGGUAUUGAGCUGCGGCUAUUAGCGCAGCAAUCACUGGGAGGGGUAAUAAGCAAUACAUCAUUAUAGCGCAAUAGAUUGUUUUUAACAGGUAAAUGUGUGUUAAUUUGUGUACAGUGUCGUGAGUCGUGACGGAACCAUUACUCUUAAUUAUUAAUGGAUACUCACCGCUACUUACAAGCCAUCCACUAAGUACAUUUCACGUGAUAUAGACUUCAUUCAUUAUUUACCCAAUUGUCCUGCGCUGUCAAGGGAGGGAGGGAAAUCCUGUCUGGUUUGAGCAAGUUGGUUGAUGGGUGUUUGCAGUCGGCGGGAAAGAAUGAAAUCAGGGAGGAAAAAGACACGUGUUAACUUGACUUAACUUUGGCCAGUUGGGGAACAGCUUUAGCACCUCACUGGAAACUGCCUUCCAAACCCCGCUGGGACGAGGAGGAAGAGCAAGACGGGGAAAGAAACGAAGGAGGAAGAAUGGAAGGAAUCAGAGGAAGAGGAAGAACAGGAAUAAACAGUAAAGAAGAAUGAAGUGAAAAGAGAAGAAGAAACGUAUGUGGAAGAAUAGGAGAGGAAAGAAGCGGAUGAGGAGGAGGAAGAGGUGAAAUGCGGGGAAAGGAGAGAGAAGAAAAAAAUGAAGGAGGAAGAGAUGAAAAGGAAGAGAGGAAAGAAAACGAGAGAUAGAGUAAGAGGAAGCAUGAGAAGAAACGGAGGAGGAAGACGAGGAAGAAUCUGAGAAAGAGAAGGAGGUGAAAUAAAAAAUAAAUAAAUAAAUAAAAGGGCUUAAAGUAAAAAAUCAGAGAAAGAAACUGAAAGAAAAUAUUUAACGUUCCCACCGUCAAGCUCCAAGUUCAGGUUUUUUUUUUAUGAUUUUUUUAUUCAUUGGGUGUUGCAUAUUUUCUUGGCGGGUUCCCAGCAUCACAUUGUCGUCGGAACCCUCACUCCCACGCUCCCUGAAGGUCUUAAGGCUGGGAGGCGGUAAGGACACUGAGGAGGAUACGGAACAUAAUAUUACGACCUGAGAGCGUUCGGUGAGCCAUCGUAUGACUACAUUAACUUGCUUACUUAGACAAAAUCUCUCUCUCUCUCUCUCUCUCUCUCUCUCUCUCUCUCUCUCUCUCUCUCUCUCUCUCUCUCUCAGUCAUGCACGGACGAACAAUGGUUUAAAUAAGCAACAAAAUGACCACCUGUUGACUGACUUGAUUGAUUACUUAGCCAGAAUGCGCAUACAGGCGUCACGUGUAUUAUCUUACCCUUAUGUUAUCUUUCUUUUUCAUCUUUAGUCAUGCAGUGAAGCGAAUGACCAAGUCUACGUAUUGCUACACGGAAAAGGAAUACUCUGACACACACACACACACACACACACACACACACACAAUAUCCACCACCACCUCUUCCUGUUAUUUUCUUGGUGUUUGUGAGUCUCAAAUCAACUCUGUGAUCAUUCCAAGCAUAUCAGCCAUGUGACAGAGACAGGCCUAUUGUCAGCGAUUGCCAGCACAGGUCUCUAGGUAGAGUCUCUUCCCCCACCACACCUUCCCUCAGCCUGUUUGCUUGCUCUGACCUCCACUGACCUUUGACUUCCUUCGCCGAGAGGGUCAUACAUCUCAGAAACUCAUCAAUUAUUCGUAUGAAGUAUCGUCCACGUGUUUCUCUGCCAAGUAUUUUUCUCAGUGAUCUCAUUCACUUGAUUCUACUUCCUGGUCUUGAUAUUGGUUUUGCUUUACGUCUUCCUUAGUACCUUCUCUUGAGACUGACUAGUUAUUCCUUAUAUAAAAGACAUGAUAUUAAUAUUCUUGUGAGUCAGUUGAGCGAAAUCUUAUAUUUGGUGAUGGUUUUGUAAAUUACUGAUGGCUUGCCUUUUUCAUGAUAUAGCCUUGUUUAGAUACAUGAAAUUGUUACAUACAUUAACUCGUAUUUUUCCUCUAUACGAAGUCUCUGUCUCUAUCUCUCUCUGCUUCUGUGUGAACGACGUAACGCCAGAAUGUGUUGGCCGACAGUCAUUCUUUGUAUAUACUAUUGUCCGUUGAACGCAGAUUUGUGCAUUACUGUCUGUAAAUUCCUGUAUCAUAUCGCCGAUGCGUAUUGUGCCAAAUGUCCUAAGUAUGGUGUAGGUAGAAUAGCGAGGCUCACCUUGGAGGCUACACCACUCGGCCUCCUAAUCUCAGCUAACUCUUCCUGCUGCUGCUAAUACUACUGUUCCUGCUCCUGCUCCUGUUGAAAACGGAGCGUUAUGGUGGCAGUCCGGCACAGCAUUUCACUGCAUCUCACCACAUCAGUCAUCGUUCCACUUAGUAACGGUCCACUCUUCGACUUUGGUUACAUUAAUGAUAAACCAAUUAUCCUGUUGCAUAUGCCGCCUCCAUUACACCGCCACCACUUCAGGGCCGUUGGUGCUCUCUCCGCCCUGCUUCUCACAUCAUCUGUUUUCACUUCCCUGGCCGCCGCUCCGCAUCACCAGCACAUCAUCCAUACCGCAGCAUCAUGUCACCCACUGUCCACUUCUAUACCUUUCGUAGUUACAUGAUUCACUGCUGUAAUAACAAUAUUCACACCACUGACACCAAUAUUGCAGUCCCACACCUCACGAAACUGUACUACAGCAUCACACCACGGACACUGCUUUACCAUACCACUUCACAAUACCAGUAUCAUACCACCAUAAUACAGUAUAACGCCACUCACACCACCACAUACCACUCUCAGCGUCGCUUCGUACCACCAUCACAGACACACCAUUCACAUCAGCGUCAUUACACACACUGACAUCACGUAUUACCAGCGCCACCCUUGCAGUCUUUCUUCGCAACACUAACACACUGCAACACACCACAAAGCGCUGCCACAUACCUGCCACUGGAAAAUGAAAAUACUCUUUUUUUUUUUUUUCCCCUUGAACGAUCGUAAUAUUCAACGAGAAAAAAAUUCGAAGCUGUUCUGUUGUGAUAUACGGAAACGACACCGCUAAAUAAUGUGCAUUUCUACUCGCUGUCAAUUACCAGUACGUAUAACACGAAAGGUUCAUGCGUCAUUUACGCCAUCGUCGUCUUCACAGUCAUAAUCAUCAUUACCAUUAUCAUCAUCACCACCAUAACCCAGCGUAUGUCAAGUCAGCAGGCAGUGAGUAGUAGCGGCCACGAGGCAAGUGAGCAGCAGCAGGCAGACCCACUCAUGUUUUGUCGUCCGCUGAACAGAAACUCUUGUAAAGCACCUGCCCGGCUACAUCGCUCACCUGUCUUCACCUGGUUCACUUACUGUUAAUAUUCUUCAUAAUAAAUGCUUAAAAA